UUAAGUUUAGGAUGUGUUUGUGUAACUGUCUAUAUGGACUUCUGUUAAGUUUAGGAUGUGUCUCUGUAACUGUCUGUAUGGACUUCUGUUAAGUUUAGGAUGUGUCUGCGUAACUGUCUGUACGGACUUUUGUCAAUUUAGAAUGUGUCUGCGUAACUGUCUGUACGGACUUUUGUCAAUUUAGAAUGUGUCUGCGUAACUGUCUGUAUGAACUUCUGUUAAGUUUAGGAUGUGUCUGUGUAACUGUCUGUAUGAACUUCUGUUAAGUUUAGAAUGAAUCUGUACAAUUGUCUGAAUGGCACAAUGAAGAGCCUCCACUAAUUCGGCCCUGAACGCCAUGCAUACAGUAUGUCAAAAUUUGUGGCACUUCACCUAAAGAUAUGAGUGAAAAAAUCUUGACUGGGGCAUAAAACGUUAUAUAAUAUAAUUCAGCACAUGAUGUAGAAAUCCAUUCUGCUGAAAUUAUAGUAAGACUUUCAUCAUAAAUUGAAGGAAUUAUAAAAAAAAAUAGCAUGACUAAAGGAGAAAAGAAUUUAUUUUGCUUUUAUGCAUAGAGUGGGUGUAUUUAUCAGACUGACUUAGUAAAUAAGACAAUAAAACAUUAGAUAUAUGCCCUUUUAUUAAAUACAUCAUACACAAAUAUGAAUAGUGUUACCCUUCGUUCUUCAAUGAAAACAUUUUCAUUGGUCAUAGUCUAUAGAAGUGAUAUGUCAUCACAGCUUCUCCUUCUUGCAUGAUAUCAGUUUUGAUUUACGUUUCUACGUCAAUUACUGAACGCAGUAAAUUCACAAAGCUGCCAAACAUUCGUAAGACUGUGGCACGAGGUCACUCCAAAGAGCGGCGGAACGUAAAUAUCGAAAUAAAACAUACAUUUCCCAAAAGGAAAUUUGUACAUAAUCAAUUACGAAAAUCAACCGAUGCAAUCACAAACACACAACAUGUUAUAUGAACCGAUGAUAAUGGCGCCUACGAUUCUAGAUGGCAUUAUCCUAAAAAUUCCAUGGUACUCAUUUUGUCACAUUUUAUAAUUGGUGGAUUAACGCAAUGAGCCUGCGUGAUUUUCCCCCCUAAAAUGCUUCAACCUUUCAAAUAGCUCUUCUUUGUUUCUCCAAGCAUUUAAAGAGUGGCACAGUUGAGGUGAGUCAAGUGGUCUGUUUACAAAUUCUCUAUCAUGGUACAUGCAGCCUAUACUAAACAAUUAUUAUUAUUAUUUUAUUCAUUUAUAAAGCGCAAAAUUACAUAUACAUGUAGUUUCUAUGCUCUGUACAAUGUUUGUGCUAAUAAUCAAUGAUAAUGUACUAAUAAAAGACCUGCAAGAGCUAUAAAGGAAAUGAUAAAACAAUAGAAAGAAUUUAAAUAAAACUUGGUAGUAAAAUGACAAAGUGGUUGACUUUGACUUGACAAGAUACAAUUGGCAUGGACUUAGCCGAGGUUUAUCUAUGUCAAACUGUUUUUACAUUCUAUUGUGCUAUAACCCGGGAAAGGAUUGCAGAAAAACUGAACACCGUACACAUUCUACAUGUUCCGCUGUUGUAUAGCUUCCAGUAAAUCUAGUCCCGUGUGGAUCCGGGUUAGAAUGGUCCUCAGUACCCAUUGCUUAUCGUAAGAGGCGAUUAAAUGGGGCGGUCCUUCGGAUGGGACCAUAAAAAACAAGACUCCUUGUCACAGCAAGUGUGGCACGAUAAAGAUCUCUCCCUGCUCAAAGGCCACACUAGCAGAGGUAUAAAUUUUGCAGCCCCUCACCGGCAGUGGUGACGUCUCCAUAUGAAUGAAAAAAUCUCGUUAAACAAUAUCCAGUAAAUCUAUCGACGUUCGUAAGACUUGUCUUUGUGACCUGGGGCUUAUCAACAUUUUAUAAAUUUACUACAGUGGCUGUACAUUCCCCACAGAAUCACCAUCGCAGUGGAAUAGAAAUGAUUAUCUCGUUGUAGAAUAACUCUCUAUAGGAAAACCUGGCGGCCGUUUCACUAAUCCGGUUCAGUUUUUAUUAUCUCCACUUCUAGGGUUGCUAGUAGUAUCCAACAAGUUCAUUAUUUCUUAAAUAUAGGUCAAAAAGUAAUCAUGAAAUGUUGAUUACAUUACUGGUAAUGUUUGAAAAGUGUUUUUGUAAUUGAAGAUUUCAGCAAGUUUUCGUGUCUUAGGGUAACCAAGGUGGAACGUCCCGGAAUGACCAGGGCUGCUGAUUGGAAUGCGAUAUAGAAGAAUCACGGUACGUGGGGCCGGUCUACAGGGGAUCUCCAGCACGCAGUAACAGUUUGACAACGUCAGAGAUACCCAUUUGGUCACAUUAACUCUGUUUGCACAAAGAUUGUCGAUUGACAUAGGUAAGCAGCUAUCAAAACUGGACUUGCUUCGUGAGCGUGAAUGGAAUACAUAAGGAUUUUUAUCAAUUCAUAGACUCUUCACAUCAAUUGAUUUGUCAGUAACAGAAUUGACUAACAGGAGCAGUCUCGCUUCAUUUUGACGAGGAAUCCACACGAACCCCCUUGGCUACUCGUAUAUUUUUUCGGAUGGUAUAAUUCUCGGUGCACGCAUUGCUAGUGAUGUGUUACCAGAUAUAAAUGAUCUGCUGCGAUGGGAUUUUCAAUAGUGACUCGAUAUUGCCAAUUAGGUAUUUUCACGUGUUCUCCUGUACGUUUACCUACAUGUCUAUUUAGCAACACGUCGCAUAUGCCGGAAUUAAUCUAUUCAGACUUGUGAUCGAAUAUCAUCAUUUGUUAUAUAUUUCUCAAUGAUUUAAAAGUUGGCAUAAAUGGCUGACGAUCAUCGUCGAAGAGACAAUCUCAUAAUGACGUUUUCAGACGAUUUCUACGACGAGUACACACUUUUGGAAGCGGUUUUGGAAUAUGAUUUUGAAGCAAUUCAAAAUAUACUUGAUGAUACUCCUACAGACGAGGAAUUGAACGAAAGAGAUCAAACUGGUAAGACGGCUCUCUGUCACGUGUGUACGUCUGGAAUACUUCCUAUUGUGCAGCUACUGUCUGAAAUCCCAGAAGUGGAUGUAAAUCUAGGCGACAAGGAAGGAAAUACGCCUCUCAUCUUUGCUGCUCAAGCAGGCUACCGAGAGAUUGUACGAGUUCUCCUGCAUGAAUUCAGGAAAAUCAGGGUGGAUCACAAAAACAAGGCGGGUUUCACGGCAUUAAUGAAAGCUGCGCUGCAGGGCAGGACAUCUUGUGCUAAACUUCUCCUUUAUGCAGGAGCAAAUCCUAAACUACGUGACAAUGGGAGACAACUUUGUGCAGAGGAAUGGGCUCGGUUUACUGGUAGACAUGAAUGCGCUGACGAAAUAGCAAAGUUUACCAAAACAAAGCGAUUCCUAUUUAACAGAUCCAGCAAGAAAGUGUAUGUCAGGUCUAGUAGUGUUCCGGAUUUAACGGCUGCGGGGGACAAAGCCAAAGAGUACACGGGUCCGACUCGACAGAAGUCCAGGUCUUUCCGGAAGAAAAUCAAGAGAAUGAUUCAUGGCUCUUCAAAUACAAACACAAAUUAUAGCAAUCAUUUGACACAGGAGAGCAAUCCAUUUGCUAUUGUUGCAAGAUGUGUAUCAACGCCAGCUCUCUCCGGUGCGCUUCCAGACGGGGAUUUAAUUGUGAAGAGACACAGAAGUAUCGACAACAUCCCAAAAGUGGAAGUGACGUCACCAGUAUCUACUAAAGAAACAUGACUGGUUCUCAUUUCAUACACAUUUGUAAUCAUAUUGAAUACUCUGAGUAUUUUUUUCACAUUCAGUUGCUCUACUUGCAUUCGCGGAUUACUUAUUAAAAAAAUUCAAAUAUUUCUAAGCUUUCUUCAGCGCAUAGCUGAAUGUUAAAGAUUAUAAUGAAAAGGAUAAUUUCAUAGAUAUGGCUCGAUGCAUGUGGAAGGGAGUCGGGGGUAUAGACAAUCAGUAUUUAUUAUUUGUAAAUUGCACAGUCCCUUUUAUUUUUUAAAUCGAACAUACACACAUACAUCAAAUAGCAGAGACUCUAAAAACGGUUUUGACUCAGACUAUUUAUUUAGUCUUUUUAAGUGACCUACUCUCAGGUGACCUACUGCAAUUGAUCAGCGUCCUUCGUCGUGCGUUAACGAUUGAACAUUUUAACUUCUUUUCAAUUAACUUUCUUUUUUCAAAUUUCGUAUGAAGCAUCUUUGGGACAAGCGGAAUAUAGAUUGUAAAUUUCAGGACACUUGGUUUUAGGAGCGGGGCAAAUUUGACCAAUCUGUAAGAAAAACUAAAUGUAUAGUCAUGUAGAGCAGGAAGGCGUCUACCAAAAAAAAAAAAAAAAAAGGCGAUGUCAAACUUGCUAUACAGCUGUAUAGUGUUUAUGUGUAAAAUAUUUAAAUGACAUCUUCUUUAGUACUAUUUAUAAUAAAUGAAACUAUAUGGGUAUUUUGAAUGAGCAGGUAGUCCUUUACCAAAUUUGUAAAUUCCAUGUUCCCAGAAGUAGAGGUUUUUGGUAUCAUCAGGGUACGGUCAGUGAUUCAAUGCGUUAACGAUGAAACAUUUUUUUAAUUUCUUGAUAACCACCUUUCCAAUUCUUUUCAAAUUUGGUAUGAAGCAUCUUUGGGACAAAGGGUCAGAAAAUGUAAAUUUCAUGAAUAACUUGAGGGAAGGGACAAAAACUACCAAAAAGCGACCAAUAUUCAAAAAUCUUCUCCAUGUUCUCUGUAACCACACAUGUUGAGCAGGAAAGCCUCUACCAAAAUUGUAAAUUAUUUGAUCCCCGGGGUAGAGGUUCUGACUGCAGGGUGGUGCCAAACAUGGUAUAUAUAGGUAUAUGUGUAAAACAUUUGAAUAAUAUAUUCUUUAAGGCUAAUGAUACUAAAUUGCAACUAAAUAGAUAUAUAGAAGGAGUAGGUAGUCCUAUACCAAAAUUGUAAAUUUCAUGAAAGCUAAAAAAGGGUGUACAAAAAUUGUGAACUUCGCAACCCCAAGGUUUUAUUUCUAGGUUUCAUAGCCCUUGGGACUAGCGAUACUUUUAACUAAUACUCAGGUGACGGAUAAGGCCUGUGGGACUCUUGUAUUUACAUUGUACAUUUUUCAUUUUAUUCAAUAUUUUACUCAGAAAUACCUAAUCAGCCCUCGACUCCUCUUCAUGAAUGAACAUGAAAAUGUUUAAUGUUAGGGUUUGAUAAGACUUCUUUAUUAUAUAUACAGCUGUAUAAUUAUGUUUUAAAUUGCUAACUUGGUUUUAAUGUUGUUUUCUUCUGACCUUUGUGUAGUUCAUUUUUAUAAUGUAUACGUUACAUACCCUGUAGAUAUAAUGUACUUGGUACAAAUACUUAAUAAAUAUAAUCCUUUAUUCAUUUUG
Molecule: messenger RNA, 5291 nt
Organism: Ostrea edulis (European flat oyster)
Lineage: Eukaryota; Metazoa; Mollusca; Bivalvia; Ostreida; Ostreidae
Product: ankyrin repeat domain-containing protein 33B-like
Exons: 7
Coding region: 2753-3664 (303 amino acids)
Molecular function (GO): protein binding
Source: RefSeq, a predicted model, not a curated record